UUUUUUUUUCUUCUUGUUCUUCUUCUUGGUAUUCCUUGUUGAUGAAAAAAACAUUUCUAUAUUAUUUUAUGUGAUAUAUAUAUAUAUAACAUAGACUAUGGAAUCAAUACGAAAAAUGAUUUUUGGAGGAGUGGAUCCACCAUCUGAUAUGUUUGUUAAUGACGAUUGCCUUACAUGCCAAGACCCAUGCGAAGAACAUUCAACAUAUCCAUCCUAUCUUGAUAUCAAAACUGAUCGCAGCGUUGCAGGCACCACCAAACCUUAUAGCCGACAUAUCCUUAUUGCCACUGGUCAAUCCGACUGGGCCAAGAAAAUCGAACACGACAAGGAAAACACGAUUGCCAGUCUAUUACUCUCAUCGCGACCUGAUCGUUCAACCAUGAUUACCUGUAGUUCCUUGGUAUCACUCCAUUCCACCGUUCCUGGUUCACAAGAUCUAUUGGUAUUUCCUGAUAAUUUUAUCUUGGCCAACGUUACAGCUGAUAAUGUACAACAACUUCGGUCGAUCCUGAAUAAUGAUGAUAUUCAACCUACUGAUAUCCUGAUCAAACCUAAUCCUUAUUCACACCUUUUACUCAUCUGUUCUCAUAGACGGCGUGAUAAACGAUGUGGUGUCACAGCACCUAUUCUGGCCAGGGAAUUUGAUCAUAUUUUACGUAGCAAACAAUUGGAUGAAGUGGAAAUCGUCAUGGUCAGCCAUAUUGGAGGCCAUAAGAUCGCUGGGAAUGUCAUCUGCUAUACACAUCAAGGAAAAAGGGGGAUUUGGUAUGGAUUGGUCAAACCGUGUCAUUGCAAGGCCAUCGUUGAAGAAACUCUGGAAAAGGGCAAGAUCAUCCAACCUUUAUAUCGUGGUGCUAUGGGUAAUAGUUUUACUACUUUAGAGAAAAAAUCCUUAUUAUCCUGUUUUCGAUCUCUGACUAUUGUACGACAACAUGUACGACCACUUAGUACAGCCAAUGUAGUAGAAACCAAAGUACCCAAUGAUAGUCUUGUUAGCCAGUUAGUGAAUACAUUGAUGAGAGAUGGCAAAAAAGCUCGUGCACAACGGCUUGUCAGUGACAGUAUGCGUCAUUUGGAAGCCAAGACACAACAGGAACCCUACGGUGUACUUGCCAGCGCCAUUGAAGAAGCCUCACCAUUGCUCAAACUCACGUCGACCAAGAAAGGAUCCAAAGUGGCUCAUGUUCCCACUGCUCUACGAGAACGUCAACGUCGUCGUCGUGCCAUCACAUGGAUCAUCGAUGCAUCAUCAAAACGAAAUGAAAAGACUUUUGAAGAACGUUUUGCUGCCGAACUGUACGAUGUCACCCAAGGUACCAGCUCUGUCUUGCAAAAGAAACUUCAACUUCAUAAACAAGCUCUCGCUAACCGUGCCAAUGCUCAAGUCAGUUAUAAUACUCAAAAUCGAUAGAUAAUUUUUUUUUUUUUUUGGUUUAUCAUCUCUUAUAGAUAGAAAUAGGACUUUUAUAUCAUCUCCCUUAUCCCUUGUCUCUCGUUCCUGCACAUAGUUUUUACUUCUUUCCCUGUUAUUUUUUUAUAUACUAUUACUUUCUUUUUUUUUUUUUUAGAAAUGAAUAAAAUAAUCA
This is a messenger RNA of Halteromyces radiatus, 1586 nucleotides long. Its product is annotated as Sucrase/ferredoxin-like-domain-containing protein. The record is from RefSeq and is a predicted model, not a curated record. The transcript has 2 exons. Gene Ontology annotation, biological process: translation. The coding region runs from base 98 to 1411 and encodes 437 amino acids. Gene Ontology annotation, molecular function: structural constituent of ribosome; RNA binding. Lineage: Eukaryota; Fungi; Mucoromycota; Mucoromycetes; Mucorales; Cunninghamellaceae.